Messenger RNA from Plasmodium vinckei vinckei, 1362 nucleotides. RefSeq names its product chromatin assembly factor 1 P55 subunit, putative. The transcript has 4 exons. Gene Ontology annotation, molecular function: histone binding. The record is from RefSeq and is a predicted model, not a curated record. The coding region runs from base 1 to 1362 and encodes 453 amino acids. Lineage: Eukaryota; Apicomplexa; Aconoidasida; Haemosporida; Plasmodiidae. Gene Ontology annotation, cellular component: nucleus. Gene Ontology annotation, biological process: regulation of gene expression.
AUGAAAAAACAGGGUAAUAACCUGAACAACUUUAAUGAUAUAAAUAAUAAAAAUGAGGAAGCACAAUCCAAUUACAUAAAUGCCAAUGUAGAAAAUUCAAAGUAUUGGCAAUAUAACACAAUCUUGCUUUAUAAUGUAAUUAUGAUAUAUAACUGUGAAUGGCCGUCCCUCUUUGUUGAAUGGAUGCCAAACGUAUACAAACGAAGUCAGGAUUAUUACUCUCAAGACUUAAUACUAGGGACGUAUAGCACUGAGAAAAGUAACUACAUCCUCGUUUUAGAAGUGAGUUUACCAAGCGAAGAGCUAUCUCAAUCAAAUUUUUAUUACGACAAGAUAGGAGAUUUUAGACAUAAUUCAUCUAAUGAUACAACGAAUAAAUUUAAGAUAAAAAAAAAAAUAUAUCAUGAAUGUGAAAUAAAUAAAAUAAGUUGUAAUCCAGAAAAAAGCAAUAUUAUAGCUUGUUUUUCAUCCAAUGGAAAUAUAAACAUUUUAAAUUUAAAUGAUUAUGAAUAUGAUGAAACUGAACUAAAGAUUAGUAGCAUAGACAAUUUUGAUUAUACUUUAAAAGGUCAUUCAGGUGAAGGAUGGGGAUUACAAUGGGAUAAAGGAACAAAUAUGAUAGCCUCAUGUGCAGACGAUUCAUAUUUAUGUGUAUGGGAUAUAAAUUCCAAUAGUAUAUCAAAUGAUAAUGUUAGUGUAAAAUGUGAUACAACUACAAACUCAUCGGUAGUUAAUACCAAUAAUAAUUCUUCUAAAGGUAUUAUACAACCUGUUGUUAAAUUUUUUAAUAAUAAUAUUCCAUUGGAGGAUUGUUGUUGGCGUGAUCAGAAUAUAUUAACAGUCUCAGAUGAUGGGCAAUUCCAUAUAUAUGAUAUACGUAGUAAAAAUGCAGUACAUUCAAUAAAAAUCACAAAUAAUACAUUAAAUGCAAUUGAUGUUAAUCCACAUAAUAAGAAUAUAUUUGCAACAGGGGGAACAAAUAAAGAAAUUGAUUUAUGGGAUAUGCGUUAUACUACUAAAUCAUUACAUCGAAUUAUUUCUCAGAAGGAAAAUAUAAUAAAAUUACAAUGGGAUAAAUAUCAGCCAGGAAUUUUAUCAUCAUCUAGCGAUAAAUAUAUUUAUUUUUUUGAUACAAAUAAAAUAGGAAUAGAACAAACUUAUGAGGAUUCUCAAGAUGGCCCACCCGAACUUAUAUUUAUUCAUGGCGGUCAUUCCUCAAAUGUAUUAGAUUUUUCUCUUAAUUCAUCUUACUCAAUGAUGAUUUCUUCUAUUAGUGAGGACAACUCCCUUCAAAUUUGGCAGCCAUCACGACAAGCCUAUGAAGACGAAUCAGAUAGUCAUGAUGAUACAGAAGUUGAAUAA